AAAAAAAAAACGUUGAGAAGCACCUAGGUUCCCGCUCCGUCUUCUUCCUACUUCGCACUCCUACUUAAAUCAUACUCUCUCUCUCUCUCUUUCCCCUCCGAUGUCCUCCGACGAUCCUUCCCCCAUCGUCGACCUCGCCCAAAUCAACCUCAACGCCGCCUCCUCCCCUUCUCCUCUCUCCCUUCGCCUCCACGAUGCGCUCCGAGCUUGUUCUCAGGCUGUGGAAUCCGGCGACUUAAGUGGCUCCGACUCGGCCGUAGCCGCAGUGAUCGAUCUCCUUAAUUCCGCUGCUGAUCCGCCGCAAUCUGAUGCUGAGAGGGUGGUUCCAGAUGCUAGGGUUUGUGAGGAGUUGCUCGUUGAGGUCCAGCGAUUUCUUUCGAAUCCUUCUUCUAAUCAGAUGGUUGUUGAUGCUCUCUCGCUUGACCUGCCCAAAGUGGUGGCUAAGUAUGGAGCUUUAUCAGACAAAUGUCGAGAAAUUGCGGGCACUAUUGUCGAAUUCCUUGUGUCCACCUGUAGUCCGCGCGACAUGCUAUCCAUCCUCUGCGAGGCAUUAGAUGUGCAUAUUAGAGUGUCCAAAGAACCAACAUACUUCAUUCUACUCUUCGACGGACUUGCAAAAGUAUUUGUUCAAAUCCAGAGGCAUCAUGUUGAACAAGUAAAGGCAGCCCUCCCCAUUAUUCUCCAAGUUCUGCGUGCCAUCUCUUNGUAA
Ananas comosus (pineapple) is the source of this 709-nucleotide messenger RNA. RefSeq names its product aberrant root formation protein 4-like. Lineage: Eukaryota; Viridiplantae; Streptophyta; Magnoliopsida; Poales; Bromeliaceae. Gene Ontology annotation, molecular function: ubiquitin-protein transferase inhibitor activity. Gene Ontology annotation, cellular component: cytoplasm. The record is from RefSeq and is a predicted model, not a curated record. The transcript is spliced from 6 exons. Bases 101 to 709 code for a protein of 202 amino acids.